AUGGCAGUUGGGCAUGCAAUUUCAACUUUGGGAAGAGAUACUGCUUUUGCGAUAAUCACGGAAGAAACUUUUCACAAGGUGCUUAAGAGUAGUGGUGCAGCAAGAAUUAACAAUUUCAAAGAUAACGAAUGGCCGGUUUUACCAGCGAAUGAAAUUGUUCAACGUGCUCGCGAUUCUCUUGGAAAAGUAGGAUAUAAUGUUCUUACGAACAAUUGUGAGCACUUUGCAACUGGAUGUCGAUAUGGAGACCGCCUGAGUGGUCAAGAAGAAGCUUUUUGGUCAACGGCAACGUUGGGAACAUACGAGAGAAGGUAA
Rotaria sp. Silwood2 is the source of this 315-nucleotide messenger RNA. NCBI's taxonomy places the organism in Eukaryota, Metazoa, Rotifera, Eurotatoria, Philodinida, Philodinidae. The record is from the annotation of a GenBank genome assembly.